AUGACAUCCGAAGUGCCAUCUUCGUCUCUUCCGUAUAAACUCGAUCAGCAAAAUCAGGCACAGUAUCAGCACACCAUAAAGUUGCUUGAAACAAUAGCAAAUGCGAUCAUUUUUUGUGGGAAACAAAAUAUUCCUCUCCGAGAACACAGAGAUGAUACCACAAGUGAUUCCUCAAAUAAAGGUAAUUUCCUGGCAAUAUUACAGCUGUUGGCAAAGCAUGAUGAGCAGCUCUGGUCUCAUCUACAAAAAGCAAAAAAGAAUGCCUUAUAUACCAGCAAAACCAUUCAGAAUGAGGUUAUCCAACUCAUUGGAAAUCACAUCACGGGUAAAAUUUUGAAGGGUUUACAAGGGAGGGUUUUUUAUUCCAUCAUAGCCGAUGAGGUAACUGACAAGUACGCUAACAAAGAAGUUUUAGUCUUGUGUCUCAGAUUUCUAGAUACUAGAGAACACCCUGCCAUCAUUAAGGAGGAAUUUCUUGACUUUGCAAAUAUAGGCAGAACUACUGGGGAAGCAAUUGCUGAUAAACUUAUUGAAAUCCUCCGCUUGCUUGCAAUUCCAAUUGAUAACAUGCGAGGUCAAGCAUACGAUGGUGUAGCAGCAAUGACAUCGGAAAAACGGGGGUGUCAGGGACGAAUCAAGUCUCUAAACCAAUUAGCUUUGUACACACACUGUCGGAGUCAUGUAUUGAAUCUGAGCAUCGCUUCAGCCUGCAAAUUACCCCUUGUGAGGAAUAUGAUAGAUGUCCUUAAUUCAGUAUUUAUUUUCUUUGACAGUUCCCCUAAACGACAAGGGUUUCUUGAGACUAUUGUAGAAAAUGAUGGGUCUGUAGAUUUUUCCAGAAAGAAACUAGUUGGACUCUGUAAGACUAGGUGGGUUGAGCGUCAUAUCUGCUUUGAUGUGUUCUACACUAUGUACAAGUUCGUCAUCAAAUGUCUGCAGCACAUUCUCAAUCAAAACCUUGAUGAAAGUACCAGUGAAAACUGGUCUUGGGAUAGGCAAACUAAAGUGACCGCACAGGGGCUUUUGGCUUCGAUGACGUCCUUCUCUGUGUUGAUAACAUUUGUGUUUGUAAGGUAUGUCCUAGAUACAAUAAAGCCUUUGACUCUCAAACCUCAGAAAAGAGAUAUUGACAUUUUCACUGCAAGUAAGUUAAUUGAGGAACACGUGGAUAGGAUCAAAGAAAUUCGUAGAGCGGUAGACACCGAAUUGGAGUCUUGCUUUGAAGAUGCAAAACAAAUUGCAGACGACCUUGAUAUAGUGAUUAAAACCCCAAGGGUUUGCUCCAAGCAGCCACACAGAGAAAAUGUCUCCACAAGUAAUCCAAGAGAUUAUCAUAGAUCUGUCGUGGCCAUUCCAUAUCUGGACUUUUUCCUCAGAAUACGAGGUUUCAGAAAGAAGAUCUGGUGGCAUAUUCAAUAUGCUCUUUGUUGUCUGUCAAUGUGA
Molecule: messenger RNA, 1443 nt
Organism: Ostrea edulis (European flat oyster)
Lineage: Eukaryota; Metazoa; Mollusca; Bivalvia; Ostreida; Ostreidae
Product: 52 kDa repressor of the inhibitor of the protein kinase-like
Exons: 1
Coding region: 1-1443 (480 amino acids)
Source: RefSeq, a predicted model, not a curated record